Mangifera indica (mango) is the source of this 2162-nucleotide messenger RNA. Its product is annotated as UPF0481 protein At3g47200-like. NCBI's taxonomy places the organism in Eukaryota, Viridiplantae, Streptophyta, Magnoliopsida, Sapindales, Anacardiaceae. The transcript is spliced from 6 exons. Bases 758 to 2032 code for a protein of 424 amino acids. The record is from RefSeq and is a predicted model, not a curated record.
CUACUUUGAUUUUCGGACAGGCACUUGUUAUAUAAAAUCAAAGAUAAAUAUAGUACAAGGCAGUGAGAUAGCAUAAGUUUAAGUGACACAUCUAUAAAAUGAAAUGUAUUAUGGUCCGAGCUGAAACAUAAUCGAGGGCAAAGAAGAACUCUCUGGUGCAAUCUACCACACAACUAUUUCUUAUUUUCCGGGGUCAAAAGAUUCAGGCAUAUUGGAGAGGAGGAUCUCGGGAAGCUGAUGCUGCUCUCAACCACAGUACUCUUAUUUCUUAUUUUCCGGCCAAAAUAUUCAGGAGGUUUCCCACUGUAUGGGGGACAAUGCUUCAGUAGCAAAUAUGCUUAACAAACUUUAUCAAAAUGUACAUCAAAGCUAAUCGCCUUACCAUAACAUAUGCCAAGAACUCAACAAACACUAAAACAAUCCUUGGAACAGAUCCAAGACAACUUUGAAAAGAGUAUAUUUUAACAAUCUGUGGAGAGACACAACAACUGUUGCGAAAAUAUUUCUGUUGUUUCUAAUUAUGUGGAAGAAAAUACCACCAGACGUGUUAUUCACAAAAGCUCAGCUCCUAUUUGUUUCCUUUCUUAAAUCUUCUCAAUCAUAAAGCAAAAGAGCAGUAUACAAAAACAAAGAGAGGAACUGCGACGUGUCAGUGGGCUUUGGCUGUGAGUUGUGGCAUUUGAGAGAGAAGGAUUCUACACAUUGAUAUCACACUUGUAUCUCUUGGAGUCUGAAAUUCAGGGCAGUGAACUCGGAGAUGACUGCAGCCUUUGAGAAUGGAGAUCUGGUCAAAGAGUUGCUAAUUGACAUUAAUGAAAACGUUAAGCCCGAGCCGAAUCCUGAUCGGUGCUGUAUUUUCAGGGUGCCUAAAAAGAUUCGUAGUGUAAAAGAAGAACUCUACACUCCUGAGUUAAUUUCUAUUGGUCCUCUUCACCAUGACAAACCAGAAUUAGCUGAUAUGGAAAUGAAAAAAAAACAAUUUAUGAAAAGCUUUCUUCAACGAACAACAACCGAGAAAAUAGAUAAGAUUUUCAGCUACAUCAAGGAUAAUGAAGAACAGAUUCGUGUUUGUUAUUCAGAAACAUCUACACUUGGGAGUCUUGAGUUUGUUAUGAUGAUUCUAUAUGAUUGUAUCUUCAUCAUGGAAAUCUUCUUAAGAAAGAGAUUUCAAGAUAGAAGUGAUAUAGAUACAAACCCAAUAAGAUAUAGUUUAUGGAUCGACUUGCAAUUAUUUGAAAAUCAACUUCCAUAUUUUAUCCUUGAGGAAAUAUACAAGUUGGCUUUCGUUGGCAUCGACUUACCUACCUUCAUGGACCUUUCUAUUGAUUUCUUUGGCGGCUUUAUCGGUGUAAAAUUGAGUAGAAUAACUCCCGAGCUGGGAGUUAAACAUUUCACUGAUUGGAGAAGAAUUAGUCUACUCAAAGGCUAUCCAAAUUCAGCUUUAGCCAAAAGAGUGAUUUAUGAUUUAUCUUGUACAGUGAACCUACAUGAGUCAGGGAUAAAGUUUAAAGGUAUUAUUAAAAAAGAACAGAGCUUACUUGAUGUAAAAUUUGAAAAACGAUGGCAACAGAUCCCAUUUUUUGAAGUCUAUGAAUUGCAGAUACCACACUUGAUUAUAGGUGAUGAGACUGAAUUUCUACUCAGAAAUAUUAUUGCUUUGGAGCAAUGUAUUUACCCAAAUAACGAUCUGGUUUGCAAUUACGUUGAACUGAUGGAUUCUCUUAUCAAUAGUGUGAAAGAUGUGGAUUUGCUUGUUGGAAAUCAAAUUAUUUCCAAUCAUAUGGGGGACAAUGUUUCAGUGGCAACUAUGUUUAACGCACUUGGUCAAAAUGUGAUUACAAGCACAUCGCCUUACCAUAACUUAUGCAAGGAGCUCCAAGAACACUACAACAGUCCCUGGAACAGAGCCAAGGCAACUUUGAAAAGAGUAUAUUUCAGCAAUCCAUGGAGAGGCACAGGAACUGUCACAGCAAUAAUACUCUUGCUUCUUGCUGUCACAGGAACUGUAUGUUCUAUCUUGCAAGUCGUGUAAUUUUGAUUGAUAAUUGUAUUAGAUCUAAAAUCUACUUGUAUUACUGUAAUAUUCAGUGUCAAGCUCCUUGUUUUAAUGAGAACAAGCGUUUUUAUACUUUCUAGUUCAAUAUUUCUUCCCUUUUCCUUCC